UUUACAGUACGUGUGAAAAUAACAGCGUACACCAGUGAAACCAAAGGUCAUUUAAAGUAGAUUUUACAAAACACCGCGGUAGAUUGGGGCCUGUUCGUGUACUCGUACUCCGUCAUGACCAAUCGUUUCUGAGCCCCAUUUAUUUCUGCAGGGAAUGGGAAAUAGGUAUUUUGCUCAGGAUUUCAGCAAACUGUCAGACUGUUGAGUGAUUAUAUCAAACUAAGCAAAAUGGCUCAAAGUGGAGUAGGGAGUGUCGGGAAAAUGGAGGAAUUGAGCUUGGAAGAUGGAGUGCAAACAGACGAUGUGAAAUUGUCAUUAGUUGCUAUCAAUUUAUUGCUGAAUAAUGGCUUCAAAGAAUCGGAAGACAUAUUCAAUAAAUACAGGCACUACAGUCCACUGAUGAGUGCUGGAGCAAGUUUUGUACAGUUUAUGAAUGCCAUGAUGACCUUUGAAGAUGAUAAGAUGGAUAGUGCCAUGGAGUCACUCAAGGAGACAGAGAAGCUUUGUGCAACCAGUGAAGGUUUUAUGAAGUCACUGAAGUCAAAGGUCAUGCGUCGUAGCAACUCAUCCAACAAGCAAUUCACACAGCUAAGCUUUGAGGAUCGCAUCCAGAGGCAGAUUAUCAUGGCAGACUGUCAGCUGUAUUCUGCCAUGCUGACGUUCUCCCGUAGCGAUGUGUCCGGGUUCAUCAAAGGUGGCUGGCUGAUACGCAAAGGUUACAAGAUCUACGAGAAGGUGUACAAGGAGAUUACACAUAUCUACCAGCUACGAGGCAAGGAUAGCCCAGUCACGGGAACUCCCCCAACAAUGAUCGAUGAGAACUCUGACGUGGGACCCCCUGAGAAUGGUGAUGGUGAGGCACAUGAUGAGGUGGGCUUGGAAUCUGUGUCGGAUGCGGACUCAGAGAUGAGCGACCACUCUGACGUCUCUGAUGAGACGCUGGGCCGUUUGUGUGGGGGUGUGGCAUUUGGCUACGGACUCCUCCAGCUCUGCAUCUCCAUGAUGCCCCCCAGUCUACUGAAAGUGGUGAAUCUGCUGGGUUUCCGUGGCAAUAGGGAGUUUGGCCUGAAAUGUCUUCAGCUCGCUAGUCACAGCCAGGACAUGAAAGCACCGUUAGCCAUGUUGUCACUGUUGUGGUAUCACACCGUUGUCCGUCCUUUCUUCGGUCUGGAUGAUACCAACACGCAAACCUGCAUCCAGGAAGCGCAGUGUAUACUCAAGGAGAAUGAGGCUGAGUAUGCCAAGUCUGCUCUCGUCAUGUUCUACCAAGGCAGGGUGGAAAAACUCCAGAGGAAUAUCCACAAGGCAUUGGAGACCUACAACACGGCCCUGGAGGCAGCUAAGGACCAGCGAGAGAUUCAACUUAUCUGUGUCUACGAGAUUGGCUGGUGUAACCUCAUGAUGCUGAACAUGGAAGAGAGUAUGCUUGCAUUCGCUAGGAUGAAAGAAGAUUCUAAGUGGUCCAAGUGUUACUAUUCGUACUUGACAGCAGUAUGUCAGGGGGCAUUGGGGCAAGUUGAGACAGCCCAAGAGCUUUUCAGGGAGGUACCUGUCUUAGCAAAGAAGAAAAGCAGCCAUCAGCAGAUUGAAGCCUUCCUCGUCAGAAAGGCCCAAAAGUUCAAGAAGACCAUGCCAACCACUAAGCAGUGUGUGGUCAUGGCCAUAGAGGUGUUGUAUCUAUGGAGAGCACUGCCUAAUUGUAAUAAGGAAUGCCUUCUCAGUAUGUACAAAGCGUGUGAAGACAACAAGGACCAAAACUUGAAGGCGGUCACCUGUCUGCUGAAAGGCGAACUGGACAAACAGCUUGGCAACAGGGAAGAGGCAAUUAAGUGCUUUGAAGAUGCCAUGGUGUACGGAGCUGGCAAGAACCAGGAAUCCUACGCAGCUCCUCACGCCUGUGUAGAACUUGGCUCGUUACUCGUCAGUAAACCUCUGACGGCCAGCAAGGGGAAGUCUCUUCUUCUUCGAGCCAAGGACCACUACAAAGACUACGACUUUGAGCAGCGUCUUCACAUGCGUAUACAUGCUGCCAUGCAACGUCUCAAACAUAUUGAGUGAUCCAAGGCAUUUACCAAGCUAACCAUAACACGGCCAUUUACCAUAGCAAUAGAACCUUUAUUAGGUAUGGGACAUAUGAUUUUUGAAGUGCCACCUCGAUUUUGUAUUCUCUACUUUAUUUUGUGUCCAAAUCACUUUGCUGUGGCUACAAUGAUACAUUUUUCUAUGGGAAAUAGAUGUAGCCACUAGCCUGCAGCUGUCCUAGGCCUUAGUGGCUAAAUGGCAGCCUUUAUUGGCAUGUGGGGGUGUAUUGCCAGUCACGACAAAGGAAUCAGAUGUGGCCCUAGUCUAUGGCUUCUUUUCAAAUCUUGGAUAUGAACAAUAUGUCUUUGUUUUGAACUUCAGUUUAUAUUGUGCUCCCAAAUCAGGUUCAGGAAUUUGGUGUUUUAAAGGAAGAAAUGUACUCACAAAUUCGGUAGUGCAGUGCAUAAUAGAGGUUGUGCAUGGUAGUGAUCUUUCCGGUAUCUGCGUUUGUUACGGAGCGAUAGCACGAAAGGUCUACUCAUGUUUAUGUAUCCCUGUGGAACAAAAGCUCCUAUUGGAAAAAUGGCUGCCAUGCACAACCUGUAUUGGAUGUCUUUCAAUCUCAAAUUUGAACUGCAUUGAGCUUGAGAGAAAAAAUUUAUGUAACUGGAACCCAUUGAGAUAAUGAUGAGAUAUGCCCUCGCCAUGCUGAGAAUGAGGCUCCUUCAUUUCAGUAAACUGUCUUCACACUCCUGUGUGUUGAUUUUCCAUGGGGGGAGGGCAAGUCAGAUGGAAGGAGUUUGAAUAUCACUUGUACAGUGUAAACUGGCUUUGUUGUGUCAGCCUGUGUGGACACCUGUCCAUUGUGGUCAACUGUCAGAUAUUGCCACUUGUCCAGUGUGGCCACCUGUUCACUUUGGCCACCUGUCUGUUGUGGUCGUCUCUCCAUUACGAAGUGGCCACCUCUCUACUGUGGCCAUCUUUUCAUUGUGAUCAUCUGCUCACUAUGUCCACUUGUCCAUUGUAGCCACCUAUCCAUUAUGGCUUUCCCAUGUGAGGACCCUUGCCACAAACAUACUCGUAUCAAUUUGUUACUGUGGGCACCUAUCACUUUGGCUAGUUUUAGUGAUGUAUACUAUUUACAGUACCCAUUCUCCUGAUGGUGGCUACUAAAUUUGCCAUUUACGUACGUAUAUGUAGUCUGCUAGCGAUGGUAGCCACCUGUUGUGUCACAUUUUGAUGAAUUGCCCAAGUUUGGCAAAUUUAUUAUAACAAAAUCUCCCAAAAUGGCAAAAUUAUGGAGAGCAUUGUGGGAUGUUUUCUCUUGCGAUAGGAAACAGGUGCAAUGCAACAUUUUGGUCACAAACUUGUCAGGGCAGACGAUUACAGAUAAGAGUGGUUUCACUUUCCAUAUUAAUCAUGAUUGAACCAAAGUGGAUUUUGUAUCAGUAAUCGCUGUGUGACUUCUUUCAUUGACAAGCAAUGAUUUUGUAAAUUAAUCUCUAUAUAUUACUCUCUUGUAUCAAGUGUUCACUUAUUUAAAUUAGUCUUUGAUAUUGGUGUACAUUAGUUGAACAUUCCUAAUGUAAAAAAGAAUAAAAUUGGUAUACAUGGCUGUGUAAUAUAUUAUAACUGUUGCUUGAGGUGGGUAUAAAAUUUAGCGUGUAAUAAAAGAAAAGAUUUAUAAUUUUC
This is a messenger RNA of Acanthaster planci (crown-of-thorns starfish), 3714 nucleotides long. RefSeq names its product tetratricopeptide repeat domain 39C (gene ttc39c). The record is from RefSeq and is a predicted model, not a curated record. Gene Ontology annotation, biological process: cilium assembly. Lineage: Eukaryota; Metazoa; Echinodermata; Asteroidea; Valvatida; Acanthasteridae. Gene Ontology annotation, molecular function: protein binding.